Messenger RNA from Radiomyces spectabilis, 1898 nucleotides. RefSeq lists its product as uncharacterized. Lineage: Eukaryota; Fungi; Mucoromycota; Mucoromycetes; Mucorales; Radiomycetaceae. The transcript is spliced from 5 exons. The record is from RefSeq and is a predicted model, not a curated record. Bases 42 to 1814 code for a protein of 590 amino acids.
ACAAUUAUAGAUUAUUUUUCCACCGAGGUUUUUCUCGAGAAAUGAGACGACUACCUUACAUCUUGCUCCUGUGCUGUUUGCUGGUAUUCGUUGUAUCUGCUCAAGAAUCCGGCCAAGGUGCCGGCGAAGGCGGAGAAGCACCACCGUCGACUCCUCAAGCGGGACCAGCCCCACCUCCAGAAGUUGCCGUACCAUCUUCUGAGCCUUCCGCAACAGCUGCACCCAGUGAAUCUGCUGCCGCACCUCCUUCCAGUGAAUCGCCUGCCGUGACUCCGAGCAACCCACCAUCACCCACCGCUAGUGUAGAUACCCCUUCCCCGUCGCCGUCAACCACUCCAUCCCAACCUGAGGGUUGUUUCUCGGCCGAUGCUUUCUCUAGCACGGAUUAUUUUGCUGAUACCAAGCUUUCCGACCCAUUGCAAAAAACCACCCGUUUCAACGUGACUUACUCCAACACAUACAAAGCUGUGUAUAAUGCGGCCUUGAAUGAACAUUAUGUAUUGCACUGUACUCAACACCCACCGAAUUUGACGGAUUAUCAGUCAAAGACCUAUAUUCAAAUCCCUGUUACCAACUUUGCCGCUGUGGACACUCGAAUUCUCGGAUUUUUGGACUUACUUGGUCACAGCCACAAUAUCGUGUAUGUGGGCAAUGUGAGCAAUGUUACAUCACCUUGUGUGUCGCCUCAACCUACGUAUUUCAACAUGAGCGACUCCAUUGAUCGUAGCAGAUAUGAUUUGGCGGUGUAUCCGAAUAGUGCAUUGAAUGAUCCCAAAGGCGUGGGUCUUGGCAUGAAUUACGAUGCAAGCCCUUUAGCACUUGCCGAAUGGAUCAAGUAUAUUGCAUUGUUCACCAAUCAAGAGAAGGAGGCCGAAAGAAUAUUUAAUAACAUCAAGAGCGAUUAUGAAACCAUGAGGGAUAGCAUCAACGGGGCAUCCAUUAGCUAUAAACGCAACGUGACUGUGAUGUCGUAUGAUCCAAUGUCCACCAAGUUUGCGGUUUUGACUGAUCUCUAUUUUGUGAAUCUGACGGCGGACGCAGGUGGCAAUCUUACGACACCUUUGCUAGCUCAACCGGGCGAUCCAUCCACGAUGCGUACUCAGCUUCAGAACAGCUCACUGGUGAUCGAUUUGACAGCUGAUUAUGUGUUUGACAACUCAUUCGCAUCAUGGCAAAAUUUCAUCGGCUACUCAUCAGAAAAUAUUACCAAAGGAGCUGAUCGAGCACUUCAACGCUUCCAAACCCAACGACCUUACGUCAAUGACCCUGAUGCGCCUCCUUUCGAGCGGUAUGGACAAUUAUGGCGAUUGGACAAAAUUGCGCAUGACGGUGCAACAGAUUACUGGACACGUGGCAUGGCGAGACCCGAUUUGCUCAUACAAGAUUUGAUUCAAGCACAGUAUCCGGACUUUUUCAAUGGAAGAGAACGCGUGUUUCUGCGAAACUUGGCGGCCAACGAACCUAGUCAACCGGCCGAUAGUGGAUCGUACCAAUGCAAGCUUGAUUCGUGGAAACCAUUGUCGCAUGUUAAUUACGCCAACGCAACCGCUGAUGAACCUGGUCUUCAACGACCGUCCGGCAUAUCACUGGGUGUGAUCAUUGGUGCCAGUGUUGCCGGUGGGGUGGUUGCUCUUGCCUGUGCCGCGGCUGCCGUGGUGGUGUUACGACAGAAAGUGAAAGAUCGUAGCAGCAAGCGGUUCACGUUACUGCGUGAGGAUCCUCUGAUGGCUGAUCCUGCAUUUGACAGAGAGCCAAUGAUGCUAGAGGAAAGAGAUACUGGACGUUUAGGAGGAUCGGGCCGAGUGAUGGCGUGACAUAAUCCAUGAUGUACAUAGACACACAAAAGACAAAAAAAAAAAGGUGACAAUAAAAACAUGCCAUGUUCCCAAGAGAACCAA